This is a messenger RNA of Cryptomeria japonica (Japanese cedar), 3338 nucleotides long. RefSeq names its product cullin-1-like. Lineage: Eukaryota; Viridiplantae; Streptophyta; Pinopsida; Cupressales; Cupressaceae. Gene Ontology annotation, biological process: protein ubiquitination; ubiquitin-dependent protein catabolic process. The record is from RefSeq and is a predicted model, not a curated record. The coding region runs from base 1 to 3069 and encodes 1022 amino acids. The transcript is spliced from 21 exons. Gene Ontology annotation, cellular component: cullin-RING ubiquitin ligase complex. Gene Ontology annotation, molecular function: ubiquitin protein ligase binding.
AUGGAAAUUAAGGAAGAAAGAUUGAAAGACAUUUUGGUCUUCUCAAACGUCCUGGUUAUCAGGGCGGUCAUGAAAAUUCUUGGGGAGGAAUAUAUCAUGAAUGAAGACCGCACUAGGGUUAAUUCUUAUAUUGCUGCUAUGUUCUUAGCGAUGGCUAUGCAUUAUGAGAAGGAUAGGGACGUGGUGAUAAAAUUAUGCAAAAGUGUCUUCAAGAAAGAGUUGCCAGGUGAACUUGAGAGGGUGGUUGUCAAUAUUGACGAGGAGUUAACUACACCAAAGCCUCGCAAUUAUGAUAUACUCAUACGGAUGAAUAACCCAAUGCCUAGAUUUCCAAUCUUGGAAAUUGAGGAUAUGGCUGCCUUUGCGGCCUAUAAUCCGACUAGGCGAAGGAAUUUUUUCUUUCUUAUGUGGCUUUUGCAUAUUAGGAAACCAUCAUGUAACAAGUGGCUGGCCAACUAUUUAGAAGCCAAAAACAUUGAAGUUGCCCCGGAUGACAUGGUCAUCCCUCCCGUCCCUGCCUCUAGCCUAGAUAAUUCUCUAGCUAACUCAGGAAAGAAGGUAACAGAGGUGCGGGUGAGAAGAACUAUUUGCAAUUUGUGCACAAAACACUCUAACUACUCAGAUGAACUCUAUGAUCUAUACAAAACAUCAAUCAAUGAUUACAUAGAUUCAAUGGUUUUACCUGCUUUAAGGCAGAAGCAUGGUGAGGUCAUGUUGAGAGAACUUGUUAAGCGUUGGAAAAAUUACAAGGCGAUGGUUGAAAGGCUCUCCCACUUCUUUUCUUAUUUGGAUUGUUUUUACGUUUCAGAGCGUUCUGUUCCUACACUCGGAGAUGUUGGACUCCAGAGUUUAUUUGAUUUGGUUUAUGGUGAACUAAAGAUUAGUGCAAGGAAUGCAGUGAUUGCUCUGAUUAAAAGAGAUCGUGAGGGAGAGCAAAUUGACCGAUAUUUAUUGAAAAAUGUUGGGAGCAUAUUUGUUGUGAUUGGAAUGGGUGAGAUGGAUUGCUAUUUGAAUGAUUUUGAAGCACCAAUGUUGGAAGAUUCUGGAGCUUACUACUCUCGAAAGGCCGCAUCAUGGAUUAUAGAGGAUUCUUGUCCAGAAUAUUUGUUGAAGGUUGAAGAAAGUUUGCAACUCGAGAAGCUUAGAGCUUUCCAUUUUCUACAUUCUAGCAGUGAGAAGUACUUGUUAGAUAAAGUACCAAAUGAAUUAUUGGUUCGUUAUGAGAACCAAAUUCUGGAAAAGGAUUCAGGUGUCUGGGCCUUGCUUAGAGACAACAAGCAAGAUGAUCUUUCAAGGAUGUUUAACCUGUUUAAUAAAGUAUACAGAGGCUUGGAUCCAAUUGCAAAAACUUUUAAACAGUUUGUGAUUGCAGAAGGAACAGUACUUGCUGACCAGGCAAAAGAUGGAGUAACUAAGAAAGAAGAGAAAAGGGACGCCAGUGGAACUCUAGAGCAGGAAUUCGUACAGAGGGUUAUUGAAAUGCAUGACAAGUACGAGCAUUAUGUCUUGGAGUGUUUUCAGAACCAUGAGCUUUUCCGAAAGGCUCUAGGUGAGGCAUUUCAUACCUUCUGCAAUAAAGGACCCGCAACAAACUUGACUGCAGAAUUGCUCUCUGCAUUUUGUGAAAACUUACUAAAGAAGUGCAGUACUGAGAAAUUAAGUGAUGAUGAGAUUGCACUUGCUCUUGAAAACGUGGUGAGAAUUCUUUCAUACCUUGAAGAUAACGAUUUAUUUGCAGAGUUCUACAGGGAAAAACUUGCUCAUAGAUUGUUGGGUGAAAGAAGUCCAAAUGAUUGUAAUGAACGAAGAAUGUUGGCAAAAUUAAAGCAGCUGAAAGGGUCGCAAUUUACAUCAAAGAUGGAGGGCAUGGUUAUAGACUACUCUCUAGCGAAGGAGAACCAAAAUGAAUUCAGGACGGGGUGCCAAGGCAGCAGCUCCUACGGCCUGGGAUUGUCGGGAGUGCAGGGAGUGGGGAGCCGUAGUGGCAUCCUCCAUGGUCUACGCUGGAGGAUGACUCCACGGUGGGACUACAAAGGAGAAGUCUGCAGGGGCCCCGUGGAGUGGUCUGCAGGCGGGGAGCGCUCAAGAGUGGGCCUGCGGAGAAGGAGAGGGAGCUGCUGGGUGGUCGCGGGGAGUGUGCAUGGAGUGCGGGUCACGCAAGGAGUGGGAAGAAGCUGCGGGGAGCUCACGCAAGGAGUGAGGGGAGGCAGGUGCUUGGGGAGGCUAUCGUGGAGAGCAAGCAAAGACAAUAUGAAUAGCCAAGAGUUUUGGCAGCAAACAAGGAAGGAGUCCGUCGGACUACAACUUCCAACAGUGACAUAUCUUAACAGAGAAGACAUUCAUGUUGGAUUAGAUUUGAAUGUUACUGUCCUUACUAGUUGGUUUUGGCCAACCUUCAAGUCCCCUAAUGUCAAUCUGCCCAUUGAGCUGGUUAAAUGUAUAGAUAUAUUUAAACAAUUAUAUUCUAAGGAAACUGAGAAUCGCAGACUUAUAUGGAUGUAUUCUCUAGGGGACUGCACUGUAGAAGGCAGGUUCAAUGACAGGACAAUAGAGCUGGUAUUAUCAACUUAUCAGGCCGCUUUACUAAUGUUGUUCAAUGAAUCUGAAAAACUUAGUUUUGAUGAAAUCAAAUCUCAAUUGAAUUUGGAAGAUGAUGAUGCAAACAGAGUGUUAUAUUCACUUGCAUGUGCCAACUACAAAGUUCUUAUCAAGAACCCAAACACACAAAAAAUAGCACCUACUGACUAUUUUGAGUUCAAUUCAAGAUUUGCAGACAAAACUAAAAGUAGAAGAAUAAAGAUUCCACUUCCCCCCAACAAUGAUGAGAAGAAAGUAAUUGAAAACGUGGAACUAAAAAGAAAGAAUUUAAUGGAUGCCGCAAUAGUUCGCAUCAUGAAGAUUAAGAAAGUAUUGUCUUAUGACCAGCUACAGAGCGAGUGUGUUGACAAACUCAAAGAUAAAUUCAAGCCGGAUUCUAAAGCAAUAAAGGGGAGGAUAGAUGAUCUGAUUUCUAGGGAGUUCCUGGAACGGGAUAAAGAUGAUUGCAAUGUGUUCAAAUAUUUGGCCUGAAAGGCUCUAAGCAAAGGACUCUUCUUGACGGAAGCAAAGUGUGUCAUGUCAUCCAUAAAACACUAAGACAUGGAAUGAAUGUGAAUGUGAAUGUAAAUGUUUGCUAUACAAAUUAAUAAUUUAUAAAAGGUAGCAACUCCAUCCAAGUAUUAUAUGAUAAAAUCUAAAAGUAUGGAAUAAUUAAGUUAAAAAAAAAUCUUUUUACAGUGGAUUAUAAUGAAUUAGAAUGCAUUUAAUAGAAAAUUGUACUGGUGAGAAAUCUAAAAAGC